CAUCGUUCCGAGGACUGAUAAAAUAAUAUGUAAAACUACAAUCAGUGGGGAGAUUGGGUUAAUAUUCCCCAAAAAAGUAUUCUAGGAGAGAAGGAAACGGAGUUAUUAUUAAAGGCGACUAAAGACUAAAGAUUAAUAAAAAUUAGUGCGAACCGGUUUACGACAGUUGGGUGUUAGCAACGUCGAUCGGUUUAUGGCAGUGGACUUCCGGUUUCUCGUCGAGGAACCUCAGUGUUUUGGGUGAGACGAGCGACGAAAGACCGAGGGAAAUAACAACAACAACCAUAAUUAUUAGAAUAAUACAUCAAUCAGUCAAAGGAUGGAGUCCCCGCCGCCCUUAGAGACGGUGCACCAGGCACUUCAAGCUUUGUACAACAACCCAGACGUUAGUGGCAAGGAGAAUGCAUCUGUGUGGCUGGGAGAACUUCAAAGAUCGGUUUUCGCAUGGCAAGUUGCGGACCAACUUCUGACUGUCAAUCGAGAUCUUGAAUCCUGUUAUUUUGCUGCUCAAACAAUGAGGACAAAGAUACAAUGUUUCUUUCAUGAAUUACCAGCAUCAUCACACUCAUGUUUAAGAGAUUCCUUAUUAAACCAUGCCAGUAAAAUAAAUCCAGAAACUGCGCCUGUGAUAGUAACUCAGUUAUCCCUUGCAGUUGCUGAUCUUGCAUUACAAAUGGGAACAUGGAAGCGAGCGGUUGUGGAUUUGAUCGAGAGAUAUGGACAGAAUGCACAACAGCUUCCAUUUCUACUGGAAGUGCUGACAGUAUUACCUGAAGAGAUCGGUAGUAAAGCUCUACGUCUUGGUGCCAACAGACGGAUGGAAGUCUCUUACGAUCUGCUCAAAACCUCACCCGUUGUUGUACAACUUCUAACAGCAUGUAUAAAAAAUAACCAGUAUGAGACCCGACUUCAAAUGAAGAUUUUCCGUUGUCUUGGGAGUUGGUUCAAUAUAAAUGCAGUUUCACAGGAGGAAAUUGUCAACUCAGCAGUUUUGCACACAGCAUUUCAUGUAUUGUCGGUCAAGGAUUGUCCUUCCAAUCUCCACGAAGCUGCGGCUGAUUGUAUCUGUUCAGCAUUGUGUAGCGUAGAGGAAUUGGGAAAAAAUCUGGAUUUAGCAAAAGCUCUGUUCCAAGGUGUUUUAACUUUGCAAGAAGCCUACCACAUAUCGGUGGCACAGGAGGACGCUGACAAAACAAUCAAUUAUUGUAGAAUUUUUGCAGAAAUGGCUGAAUCUUUUUUACCUGCUAUAAUUUCUAGUCCAAACCAGGGUCUUGGUGACUUUACAUCCUUAGAUCUGCUUUUAACGUGUGUAGGCCAUCACUUAUAUGAAGUUGCAGAAAUCACUUUCAAUUUUUGGUAUCGUCUUUCGGAAGAACUCUACCACAAAAAUGAUUCCCAGAUGAAUGAAAUAUUCCGUCCCUAUAUUCAGAGAUUGAUUGUAGCUUUAUGUCGGCAUUGUCAACUUGAACCCGAUCACGAAGGUGUCCCUGAUGAGAGUUCAGAUUUUGGAGAGUUUAGAACGAGAGUCUCUGAAUUAACGAAGGAUAUUAUAUUUAUUGUUGGACCAUCAGUUUGUUUUACACAGAUGUUUACAACUCUGCAGUCACAAUCCGUUAGCAGUUCCUGGGAUAUUGCUGAGGCAGGUCUGUUUCUGAUGACUGCUGUUGCCAAAAAUGUUUCUCCAGAUGAAAAUGAUGUCCCCCAGGUAAUUGAAGCUAUGUUGUCGUUACCAGCUGACUGCCACGUCGCGGUCAGGUAUACCAGUAUCCAGUUAAUUGGAGAACUCUGUGAAUGGAUUGAGAAACAUCCUCACCUUUUAGAUCCUGUUCUACAGUUUCUCUUAGCGGGUCUCCAACAGUCUCUCUUGGCAUCAGUGUCUGCAACUGCUCUCCAGAGUAUCUGCACUGCUUGUCGUUCCCAAAUGAGAGAACACUUUGAUGGCCUUCUUCAGAUAGCACAAGCCAUGGAUUCUUUUAAUUUAUCCAACGAUGCUGCCAUUGGCCUGCUUAAAGGAACUGCAACCAUCUUGACUCAAUUACCGUAUGAAAAUGUUGGAGAAGGAUUGAAGAAAUUGUGCUCUUUUCAGUUGACUCCAUUAAAUAAGCUAAUUAAUGAAGGAGAGGUCAAUGUAAAGCAAGGCAGUAGCCAUGACCCAACACUUUGGUUGGAUGGGUUAGCAGCAAUUUUCAGACAUCUUAACCCAUCAGUUCCAAAUGGUCAACCUCAUCCUUGCCAGUCUGUCAUUCAGGAGAUAUUUCCAGUUCUGUCUCAAGCUUGUGAUAAAUACCAAUCAGAUGUCCGUAUUGUGGAACGAUGUUGUCGCUGUAUUCGCUUUGCCAUUCGUUGUCUUGGUAAGAACUCGGCAUCUGUUUUACAACCAUUAGUAACUCAGAUGGUUACUCUGUAUCAAGUCCAUCAACACUCCUGUUUUCUUUAUCUUGGAAGUAUUUUAGUUGAUGAAUAUGGCACAGACCCUAAUUGUGUCCCUGGUUUAUUGAAUAUGCUGCAAGCAUUUUGUACGCCGGCCUUCAAACAACUUGAAGAACAUAAUGGUCUUCGCAACCAUCCUGACACUGUCGACGACUUAUUUCGUCUUUGCCUCAGGUUCGUGCAGAGAGCACCUGUUGCCUUUUUACAGUGUCAGAUGUCUAAGGCUAUUCUCUGCUGUUCAAUAGCAGCAUGUUCUCUUGAUCACAGAGAUGCUAAUGCAUCUGUGAUGAAAUUUCUUGAAGAUUUAAUUAACUGUGCAACAGCAAAAGAACAUAAAGAUGACUUUGAGACACGACGCACAUUAGUCGAAGACUUACUACGAGAACAUGGCCAAACACUAGUGCACUCUCUCCUCAAUACGGCUGUCUAUUGUCUUCCUACUUACAUGGUCUCAGACGUUGCUGAUGUGAUCUACGAAUUGAUGCUCUUCGACAGACCGACCUUCUGUCAAUGGCUGGAAGUUACACUAAAAUCUUUACCAACUGAGAGCAGUGGUGGUACCAUUACGGCCACCCAUACACAGCUUACAGAAUUUCAUAAAGCUGUUACAAGUGCGGAGUCUGUAAAACAAGUGUGCAAUGCUGUGAAAGAAUUUGCCCGCCUCUUUCGCAACUGAAAACAAGGACCUGAAUAGCAAUGGAGAAAAAGAUCAGCUUCAAGUAACUUCUGCUAUGUGCAGUGAGGAAAUGCAUGUGCACACAGACAUGCAUACACACAGAGUUAUAUACACAUAUACAUUUUUACACAGAGUAAUCUAACUAAUAGUUUAAAAAAUAAGAAAAGGAUAGAACAGUACUUGUUUUGCUAAACUGAAGGAUCUGAGAGAGAAGAAUGACUAUUUUAGAGAGAAAGAGACACCCUAAUACCCUGCAAAAACCACCCUUAAAUAAAGCCAGUCUAUUUCAAAUUG
Octopus sinensis (East Asian common octopus) is the source of this 3400-nucleotide messenger RNA. RefSeq names its product transportin-3. The record is from RefSeq and is a predicted model, not a curated record. Gene Ontology annotation, cellular component: nuclear membrane; cytoplasm. Gene Ontology annotation, biological process: protein import into nucleus. The coding region runs from base 320 to 3106 and encodes 928 amino acids. Lineage: Eukaryota; Metazoa; Mollusca; Cephalopoda; Octopoda; Octopodidae. The transcript has 28 exons.